Molecule: messenger RNA, 594 nt
Organism: Ilex paraguariensis (yerba mate)
Lineage: Eukaryota; Viridiplantae; Streptophyta; Magnoliopsida; Aquifoliales; Aquifoliaceae
Source: the annotation of a GenBank genome assembly
AUGGCUAAGGUUUAUCCUCAGACACCAGCUUGUUCAUCUAGUUACUUGACCUCAAAAAGAGAGACAUUCACUGUAUGGAUGAAAUCACUAGUUUUCAAUGGAAAUGGCUGCACUGUCUUUGAUUCCAACGGUGAACUCGUCUAUCGAAUCGAUAACUAUGGCGAAAAAUGCUGCCAUGAAGUUCAUCUCAUGAAUCUCAGAGGCGAAGUUCUCUUUUCUAUACGGCAACAGAAACUCCAAAUUUUUGGUGGUUGGGAUGGCUACAAAUGGAGUGAUUCGAAAAUGAAGGAGAGACCAUGGUUUCAAGUUAGAAAAUAUUGCAAGAUUUUCAGUAAAGAAAUAUAUUGUCAGGUUAUUUUGGGGCGUGAUAAGGCUAAAUCAAGAUGCUAUCGGAUAGUCGGAUUGGCUGGAAAAGCAGCAUUCAAGAUCAUAGACGGCCAUGGGGCCAUUGUUGCUGAGGUGAGAGAAAAGCAGUCAUCAUCUGGAGUUCUUUUGGGUGAUGAUGUAUGGACUUUAGUAGUGGAACCCAAAACCGAUCAUUCGCUAAUUAUGGCUCUGGUGACAGUCUACGGAUUGAUCAAGCACAAACUGUAA